AGAAGUAUUUCUUUUGCCCCAAGAGGUUGGAAAGUCUAGUUUCGAAAUUCCACGCCCCUUUUGAGUUUCUUCGUUUUCCUUCGUUUUUCCACGACCAUUUCUCAAAGAAUUUAGGUUCUAGCGCGAUCGAUUCUACAAGUGCAUAAACGAAUUCGUCUCCAGUGACAAAUGCAAGAAACGACUGAUUUACAGUCAAGCCAAGUGAAGAAAAUUCUUUAUUCUGUUUCCAUAGACGCGGAUAGGGAUAGCUAAAGAAAAUAGAUGAGAUGAAGGCCUUAAGAAGAUGCAGUAAUAAUUUGGAGGCUGAUAAUGUAGUUUUGAUAGACGUAGAUACUUAUAGUUUCAAUAAUGUAAUCGACAUUGAUCUAAUUGAGAAUCUUGCAAAGAAACGAGGAGGUUCAGGUAGAUUGACAAACGAAAAGAAUCGCCCUUCAAGGACAUAUAUCUACAUAGAUGAAGAUGAUGAAGAUGAAAUCCCGAGUGAAACAAACUUUGAAAAUGUUGCUUCAUCCAGCAGCAGGAGAUAUGAUCGCAGUGAUGAAGAAAAUAUCUCUCCAUUGAAGUUAUCAAAAGGGAAAAGAACUUAUAGUUUAAGCACACAGUCUGAUGAUGAUGAUGAUGAUGAUGAUGAACAUAUUGAUUGUGAAUUGAUGGAGGAUUCUUCUGGGAAACUAAGGGAGGAGUGGGAAAGAGCUUUUAUGAAGAGAAAAGGUGAUGAUUAUGGCAAUGUAAACAAAGAAAAAGAAAAACAUGGUGAAGAUUGGAGUGUUGAAGGAAAAUGUGGUGUUGGGAAUGAGGAUGGAAUUCCAUGUGGUAUGGUUGAUGUUGAGUGUGGUCCAGGUGGCAAGACAAACCAAGAUCAGUUUGAUGAGAUAGCCUGUGGUUGUGCUUGUAGUAGUAAUGAUAAUGAGGAGGAGAGUCAGAGUGAUGAUGUCAGCGUUGACAACUCUAUUAUUGAUCAACGUGAAAAGCUUAAACAGACUGAGGAAUACAAGCGGGCAUUAGAGCAAGAAUUGUCCGCCAGGCAAAUAGCCUUAAAGAUCCAGGCAGAAGAAGCUCAGCAGUUGCGUCGUCUGCAAAAAAGAAGAAAAGCGGAAACCUUGCGUUUAUUAGACAUGGAGAGAAGACAAAAGCAACGUGUCGAAGAAAUCCGUCAAACUCAAAAAAAGGAUGAGGAAAAUAUGAAUUUGAAAGAACGAUACCGUACGGAAGUUAGAGAGGAGCUCCAGAAGCUGGAAAUCAUGUGUCCUGAUAUGGCUUCAUUAUUGCGUGGUUUAGGCAUCCAAGUUGGUGAAGGUCCUUGCCCAUUAUCUAAUGAGGUGCGUGCAGCUUAUAAGAGGGCAUUACUGAGCUUUCACCCAGAUAGAGCCUCCGGAUCUGACAUGAGGCAGCAGGUCGAGGCUGAAGAAAAGUUUAAACUUAUAUCUCGCAUGAAGGAGAAAUUUUCCCUAUAAAAAGUCUGUAAAGCUUUACAAACAUUUAUUUACUGUUACUCUUUUCGUUAAAUAUCAAAACUCUCUUUGGUUUUUACCUAGGAUUUUUAAUUACAGCUUGUGUUAUCAAGCAGUUUUUGUUGUGUUUUUUCUUUUACCGAUUUGGAUGGUAAUGGUUAAAAAUAUGGAGUUAGACCAAUGUUGUUUGUUUCUAAAUUAUAACC
Molecule: messenger RNA, 1657 nt
Organism: Lactuca virosa
Lineage: Eukaryota; Viridiplantae; Streptophyta; Magnoliopsida; Asterales; Asteraceae
Source: the annotation of a GenBank genome assembly